AUGUCCUCCGGCGACUUUCCCGCUGCCAGGGACGCCUUCGAGGCAGCCGCCAACGCGGCGUCCUCCGGUGACUCGGCGAUGGCCUGUGAGGAGGUUCUGGCAGCGGAAAACAACCUGGCCGUGUGCAGGUUCUACACCAAGGACCUGAGAGGUGCCCGGGAGCGUCUGGAGGUGUUGGUGAAGAAGGACCCAGUGAAGUUCCUGAAGCCCUGCCUCCUGCAGAACUUGGCAUCUUUGUACGAGUUCUCCCAGGACCCAGCGCUCCUGAAGAAGAAGCUCUGGGAUACGGCCACCGCUGCCCAGCUCGAGGACUUGGAGCCGCUCUGA
Effrenium voratum is the source of this 327-nucleotide messenger RNA. The record is from the annotation of a GenBank genome assembly. NCBI's taxonomy places the organism in Eukaryota, Dinophyceae, Suessiales, Symbiodiniaceae.